This is a messenger RNA of Epinephelus fuscoguttatus (brown-marbled grouper), 1447 nucleotides long. RefSeq names its product serine/threonine/tyrosine interacting-like 1 (gene styxl1). Gene Ontology annotation, biological process: protein dephosphorylation; positive regulation of intrinsic apoptotic signaling pathway; negative regulation of cytoplasmic stress granule assembly. The transcript has 8 exons. The coding region runs from base 502 to 1395 and encodes 297 amino acids. NCBI's taxonomy places the organism in Eukaryota, Metazoa, Chordata, Actinopteri, Perciformes, Serranidae. Gene Ontology annotation, molecular function: protein phosphatase binding; protein phosphatase inhibitor activity; pseudophosphatase activity. The record is from RefSeq and is a predicted model, not a curated record. Gene Ontology annotation, cellular component: mitochondrion.
CAGGUCAGACUGAAAGUGACUGCUGAAAUGAGACAAUAAAUAUAACUUAAACCUUUAUUUAUACUUACAUUGUGUGCAAUGACUUUAUUCACUUAUUUUGAGACUGCUUGUUUGUGCAAAUGUGUGCAUGCAUGUGUCUUAUCCCCCGCUUUUAUUAUUUAUUGCUUUUAUUAGUUCUGUUUUAUUCUGUGCAUUUCAUUUCAUUGUAUUUAUUCACAAGGACAAUAAAAUAGAAUUGAAUUAAUUUACAUAUUUGGAUUAACGGUCAUUUACAUGGUCAAGAAAUGGACACUUGUGACUUUAAGGCUUUACAUCAUCACCAACCACCAAUGAGGGGAGAUGUUGAGUUACUUAGCGACAAGCAAACAACUGUUCCCUUUGAAAACAUCUGAGCUAGUUGGACAGGAUUUGUAGGCUGUUAUAUUUUUUCCUUCAGGUCAAGCUCAUUAUAAGUUCACUCUACUCUUGAUAUAUGUGUCUGACUAACUGUGUCUUCCUGUGAUGGCUGACAUUAUGAUGUGUGAGCCAUUUGAGCUCUACAAUCUCCUCAACCAGUGCAGCCGUGUGUCAAGGCUGGCAGAGAUCAACUACCUCUGUUUGACUGAUGCUCGUGAAACUCAAGAUUACAGAAUGAGUCACAUCAUAACUGCUAAAAAUGUCAAAAUGGACUCAGAGAGCACGUUCCUUCUGCCUGUGGCUGUGGAGGUCGACAGUAUGCAGCAUGUGGUGGUCUAUGACAGCAAAACAAGCUGUUUACAGGAAAAAGGCAGAGCAGUUGAAUGUGCCAAGGCUUUAGCUGAAGUGAGCCUCUGUCCAGUUCACAUAGUGAGAGGAGGCUUUCAGAGGUUCUCAGCUCUGUACCCUUUUUUAAGGACUGAGAAAAUAAUCUACACCGUCACGGAGCUGGAAAACCUGAAGAUGUAUCCAGUGGAGAUCAUGGCAGGACUUCUGUACAUGGGUAACGAGAAACAAGGCUCGGACUCCAGCAUCCUCAAGGACCUGAAAAUCAGCACUAUCAUCAGCAUCACACAGAGUGACGUUCUGGAAUCCAGACCCACGAAGGAGAACCAGACCGUCCUUAACAUCCCUGUGGCCGACUCAGUGGCGUCUGAUUUGUAUUCAAGUUUUGAAAUGAUUUGUACUCUUAUUGAUUCACACAUCAACAUGGGCUCUCGUGUCCUGAUAGUGUCCAGGCAGGGCCGAAGUCGCUGCAGUGCUGUCACCAUUGCUUUUCUCAUGCACCAUCUCAAAUACACACUGAAGGAGGCCUGGACGUACACGCUGAAAUGUAAACCUGACAUGAGGCCAAACACGGGGUUUCUACAGCAGCUGUCUGACUGGGAGCUAAACACCAUGGGGACAAAAAUGACCGAUAUCUCUGAACCUCAUUUUUAACAAAUAAACCAACAGCUCCCACAAUGAUAUCAUGUUAUUUUGUACAUUUCAA